AUGUUCCCUCCUACCGUCGCUGAGAACGCUCUGAUGAUGAGCACCGAGGUUGCCGAGAGGAUAUUUUUGUCCCAAAUACGCUUCGAUCAACCGGUCGUCACCGCGGAUGGGAUCCUCAAUAAAGAUUCCUCGACAGACAACAUCGACGUCAACGUACUGCCCAAGGAGCGCGUGCCCAUCAUUCAACACGUCGAGAUCGCCGAAAAGAAAAGUCGUCUGUACUGCGUGAACAAGGCCCUGAGCAUCUCGUACUGGCUAAAGAUCGUCACCUUCGCGAAGGACUGUCUGAGCUACAACGUGCAGCUGACGACCACCGACAACGGAGUGAUUCUAAAGACCACGAAACACAUAAAUUCGGGCGAACCAUUGCUGAUGUGGUUCGCCGAGGACAUCCUACAUAUGUUGGAUGUACCGACCCUGAUGCCGUUCAACAUUCGAGGUCAUAACUGCUACGUCUGCCACAAAUGCAACAAUCUGUUUAAAUACCCGAAUCCUUUGAAGAUCCACCUGACUCUACAGUGCAAUCAAUUGGACAGUAAUUAUCUAUGGAUCGUGUUGGCGGAAAAGUUCAGUCUGUCGCCAAGAUUCAGCCCGUCUUUCAAGCUGAACUUGACGAAAACGUCGAACCCGAACGUCUCGAUAACGGACAACGAAUCGCCGAGUACCACGAAUCAACCCUCACCGUCGUCUUCCAACGAAUCGUCCUCCAGUUCCACGGAAGUGUCGCCGAUGAGAAAGUUCUUGGACUAUCGUUUCCCGGUCUCCGCCUUCAAGCCCUACAUGAAUCAGCCCAACGUGUCCACGAGUGUUUGUCUACCCGGUGUAGACGAGACCGUUUUAACGCUCUACAACGUCCAACCGAACGCGGCAUUGAUCAACAAGGACAAUGUUGGCGUCUACAUAGACAAUGUGCUCAAAGCUCUUGAGAAAUCGCAGCAAGGGUUCCAGUGCAUCUACUGUAAAAAGGUCAGCACGAGGAAGUACAGUCUGAAGAUCCAUCUUAGGAUACACCUCGGUUACAAACCGUUGAUCUGCGCGAUCUGUCAUCAACAAUUUAGCGACCCGAGCAACUUUAACAAACACAGACGUAUACACGACAACAAACAAGCAAUUUGCAGGAAGACGAGAUCUUGA
Molecule: messenger RNA, 1134 nt
Organism: Colletes gigas
Lineage: Eukaryota; Metazoa; Arthropoda; Insecta; Hymenoptera; Colletidae
Gene: Prdm13
Product: oocyte zinc finger protein XlCOF28
Exons: 4
Coding region: 1-1134 (377 amino acids)
Cellular component (GO): nucleus
Source: RefSeq, a predicted model, not a curated record